Messenger RNA from Ctenocephalides felis (cat flea), 851 nucleotides. Its product is annotated as breast cancer metastasis-suppressor 1-like protein. Gene Ontology annotation, biological process: negative regulation of transcription by RNA polymerase II. The record is from RefSeq and is a predicted model, not a curated record. Gene Ontology annotation, molecular function: histone deacetylase binding. Gene Ontology annotation, cellular component: Sin3-type complex. Lineage: Eukaryota; Metazoa; Arthropoda; Insecta; Siphonaptera; Pulicidae.
UUUUACGCAAAUUGUGUCGGCCCGGGUUAAAAUAAUCGGUUAUUUGUUUAGAGUGAUUUUGUGCGUAUAAAUAAAUUAUUUCCUAAUUAUAAAUUCAAAAUGCCUUCGGUGAAAGGAGCAGAAAGCGAUGCUGACGAUAUGUCAGGGGGCGAAAGCGACCAUUCAAACUCGAGUAGGGCCCCCGAGAGGGACUCUAGUGCCGAAGAAGCUGAUGAAUUGGAAUCAGAUGACUCUUCUGAAAUGGAUGAGGUUGAAUGCGAUCGAAGAAGAAAAGAAUGCUUGGAAAUAUUAGCUGACUUAGAGCAGCAAUUCUUAGCGAUACGUGAACAGCUGUACAAGGAACGGAUAAGUCAUGUAGAGUGGCAAUUGUUGGAAGUGAAAAAUGGGAGGUCAAGAGAAUAUCUUGUUCCUUUGCAGAGGCUGCAAGAAAAUAUGAGAAUUAGGCAUGAGGUCGCUGGGACAUUGAAGCAAUUUAGAUUAAAAAAUAUCCAACAUAAAUAUGCUGCUGAGGAACAGGCAGCUAGGCAAAAUUUUGAAAGUGAAAAAUCCCUUGCUGUUGAUUUCAUACAUGAAGAACUGCUAGAUAAAAUCAGACGCUUAGAGGAAGACCGUCAUAAUGUGGAUAUUUCAUGGGCAGAUUGGAAUACAGGGUCACGGUCAAGUAAAGUUCGAGGUCCAGGUCGGCGUAAAGCGGUUACUGUUUCUGGACCUUACAUUGUAUAUAUGCUUUCUGAACAAGAUAUUCUCGAAGACUGGACUGUCAUUCGGAAAGCAUUAAAACGCACAGUUCCUACUUGACACCACAUAUAUAAAAUGUGAACAUUUUCUGUGAAUGUAUGAGGUUUAGUGUU